CUACACCAUCUCGUCCUGCCCAUCCACAUUGCUCACUCACCUGUCCGUCCCCCUUCUUCCUUACCUCUCCACCUACUCGUCCGAUCUCACACCAUCCCUCUCCGUCUCUUCCUCCACGUUAUCACCUAAUCCUUUUCCCCUUCUGUUCAAAUAUGCAUCGCUUCAAUUCUCACCCUCGCCUGUCGUGAAGAACUUGCCUCUCUCUCCCUCUCUUUCUUUCUCCUUCUCUUCCCCAUUCAACAUGGCCAAUUCCCCAUCUCACCGGAGCCCAGCCUCGUCCACCUCGGCCGGCCGAGACUCCGGCUCCCUUUCACAUUCCAGAGACCGCCGUGAUGCGCCAUCCUCCACAUCCGCCGACCCCGUUGCCGACCCCGUGCCGGUUGAGACACUGGUGGAACACCUCCUCGCCGCCAAACGCUCCUUAUCGUCCAUCACUGCCGUUCUCCGCGCCAACGAGAUCGCCACCGAUGCCCGCCAGGCCCACGAGGAGGCCGUCGUCCUCUAUGCCGAGACGCAGUUCCUACAGCGUGCCAUCGCCGAGCAGUUGGCCCUGCUAAUGAAGGUCCGCCGAGGUCUUAAGAGGACCUACGACGCCGGCAAGCGCGACUUCAAAAACCUCGUCAAGACCAUGGAUGCAACCAACGAGACCCUACGCGAGACCAUGGACAUGCUCAAGAACACAACCGUUGAAGCCGUCUUCCGGCCCCCUGGUGAGGCGCGACGCAACUUGAUGGAUUUCGUCGACGAGAAGAGCGUUCACGUUAUGCGUGAGGCGCUGAAGCAGAGCCUAGGCGAGCUGCAGUCCAUCCAGACUUCCUUCGACGGCGAUCUCCUUCGAUUCGACGACGACCUGCGAGCCCUCAAAAAGUCGAUCGCGACAUCACCAUUGCGCCGCCUACCCUCCGACUCGUCCGCAACCGAUCCCAUACCUGAGCUGCUCGGCUCCCUUGUCGACCAUUCCCACUCCAUGGCACAGCUCCUGACGUCCUUGACGAAACACUUUGACCUCUGUGUCACGGCCGUUCGGACCACGGAGGGCGGCGCGGCCCUCGCUCGUCGCAGGGCCGCCGAGGUGACACAGUCGCAAGGCGGCGACGGCGUGUCAAUAUCCGGCGUCAUUGCCGACCAGGAGUCUCACAUGCCCGAUCUCGACCCCAUCACAUACCAAGACCGCGCAGACAUGCUGGAAAUCGUCGUCAGCGAUGCUUCCGAGGUCGACAGCGUCAUCCAAGAGCUAAACGAGCGGCUACAGGCCAUGGAAGACGAGUUUGCCGCAAUGACGGAGCAGACGGGGCAGAUCAAGGCGGCCUUUCUUGGCACGCUGGGUGCAUUCGCCGCCCUGGAAGACAUGGGCGGCCGCAUGGCCAGCUACAUCGCCAGCGAGGCGGAGUUCCUGCAGCGGUGGGAGGACGAGCGGUACACCAUCUACAACAAGCUCGGCGAAAUGGAAGACCUUAGGGACUUUUACGAGAAAUACUCAAACGCCUACGACAACCUGAUUCUCGAGGUUGAGCGGCGCCGCAUGGUGGAAGACAAGAUCGCCAGCAUCUGGAAGAAGGCCAAGGACAGCGUCGACAAGCUGACGGAGAACGACCGGCGCGAGCGUGAAGGCUUCCGCCAAGAUGUCGGCGAGUUUAUACCGACGGACUUGUGGCCGGGUAUGGACAGCGGGAUGAAGAGGUGGGAGCUCGUCGCGGUCGACGGCGGGAGCUCCGAGGACGACGCGAGCGGCGGCCAGAGAAGCACGCCGGCGUUAGACAGGAGCGUCGUGGACGCGGCCAGAGACAGACUGGACCGAAGCCAGCAGCGGUAGUAGCUGCUGCAAUUGUGUUACAGCUUUGAUUACGAUAAAGGGGCUGGUGCCUUUUUCUUUUUCUCUUUAUUUGUUUUUGGAUUUUAUUUUACCGGGGAGUUUUGAGGAAAGGACAAAGACAUGGCGACGGCCUUCAGUCAGGCGCGGGACUCGGUUCGGACGGCAGCGAGGUGUAUUUUCUAAUUCUGAUUUGGUUGGGUAUUUCCGUUCUCUUCUGUGUCUUUACUCAAAUUGUAAGCUUUCUUUCCUCGUCAGGGCGAAGGGGUCCUCGCCGCUCGGUUAAGCUGUACGCUUUCCCUCCUGUU
This is a messenger RNA of Colletotrichum destructivum, 2118 nucleotides long. RefSeq names its product Putative autophagy protein ATG17. The transcript has 2 exons. Gene Ontology annotation, biological process: autophagy of peroxisome; piecemeal microautophagy of the nucleus; autophagosome assembly. Gene Ontology annotation, molecular function: molecular adaptor activity; protein kinase activator activity. Lineage: Eukaryota; Fungi; Ascomycota; Sordariomycetes; Glomerellales; Glomerellaceae. Bases 242 to 1813 code for a protein of 523 amino acids. The record is from RefSeq and is a predicted model, not a curated record. Gene Ontology annotation, cellular component: Atg1/ULK1 kinase complex; phagophore assembly site.